GCGAUCUUUUAUCAAGUUGUGAUAACGAAUUACAGUCAGCACUUUAUUAAAUACUCUGUUUGAACGUCUAAGUUGUGAUAAAUUGUGUGGAAUGAGUUCCAAAAUAAUAUAAAUGGUUAAACGUUUUUAAGAACAAUGUAAGACUUCUCGUCAGACUUAAAAUAUCUAGUGCUACUUUCCUAUUUUUUUGCUCUUUGAUUGUCAAUAAUGUCUGAACCAAAUAAUCCGUUUGUGGGUCUGCUGGGUGUCGCAGAAGCUAAGUCAACAGAGGGAUCUAAUUUUGAUUCGACCCAAAUAUCAAUAGACGUACAUAAUGUACAAGGUGCCGAACAGCUUCUUGUAAUUAACAAUAUAAUUGAGAAUGUUUUCUUUUUCACUGUGAACCCUAAUGCUGCGGAUAAAAGUUCUGAAAGGCAAUUGGUAUACCUCGAAGAACUUGCCCAGGCUAUGAACCCCAGAAUACAUAUUGAUUUAGAAGCUCUCGAGCAAGCCCUUUUUGAAAGGCUAUUACUACAAGAUGUAGAGCAGCAAGUUAUACCCAAAGGAAGUACAGUAUUUAAAGAGCAUGUUAUCCAGAAACAAGUAUUUCCAUAUUUAUUUAGCUCGAUGGAAAACAUCAACAGUUACAGUCAUAUUAACACACCUUAUGUCCAAGAUGCUUUAAAUAGGAUGAAGGAAUUGAUAUUCCGGAAUGCAGUCACAGCAUUAAAACAGCCUGCCCUUUUUGAGGGUCAGGAUUUUCCUGAGCAACUUGUAGAAAUAUUACGACAGAUUGUUCAACAAAGUCCGACAUUUUUCAUAGACUUGGUAAAAUCAUUUGUAGCUGAAGGAGAUCGUGACUGUAAAAAACAGCUGAAAGACACUAUGAUUCCAGUGUUAAGGAAAAUUUACAUAGAUGUCAAUAAAUCAAAUUUAAUUAACCUGCCCAUUUAUGUCCUACCAUCGGUGCAACUAUUUGCAAGCGAUCCAAAUUUAGCUCCAAUAUUAAUGGAUGCUUGUGACCCAAAAAACGAAAUGAGCGGAAGGUUCUUUCAAGAUAAUAUUAUGGGAGGUCUUUUGGCACUAUCAGUACUACCCCGCUCCAACAGCGGCCUGCCGGAUUAUUUUGAUAACCCUAUGGACCAGGCUGCGACAUCACUAAUCGAAUCAUCACUGUGGAAUGCAACAUCACAUUUAACUAAUUAUAUGCACAAAAUAUUUUUGAGCUUACUAAAAGGCGGACCGGAGUUGAAAAAUCGUUUGUUGACAUGGAUCGGAAAAUGUUUAAAAUAUAAUUCUCCUAGAGGGAAACUUUGGAAUGUUCAGACAAGUGACAUAGGUUUGACAAAUUGUGUCUCCGAUGGAUUCAUGCUGAAUCUCGGUGCUGUUUUACUACAUCUGUGUCAACCGUUCUGCAACACAGCUGACGAUCUCAAGGCACUCAAGAUUGAUCCAACGUAUGGUGCUGUGUCUCCGGAGGAGGCUGCCUCCAAGUCUGUCCACCUAAGUCUUCACAACGAGACCUGCCUUCUACCAGCUCGGGAAACCGACGACGGAACGCCGAUCAAACGCCCAACAGCUGAGACAUACAACUUCGUCACGGAAUGCUUCUUCAUGACGCAGAAGUGUAUCGAUUUAGGUGUCCGUGUGUGUGCUGAGAAAAUGUGGCGUAUAGGUCAGGAAGUGGGUCGAGCUCAGCGCGCGAUGUCUGAUGCUGGACCGGCUAGGAUAAUGGAAUCGCUGAGACAGAGAGCAACAUACCUUAUGACGAAAUUCGUGACAUUCCGCUGUGGUCUCCUGGAGAAGAAAAUGCUGGCCAACCUACACCGUCUGCAGGCCACCACCUGCACGUGGCUGGUGCAGGUAGCGGCGCGUGCUACCACCGUCGGCAACUACGCUCCAAACACCAUGAUGCAAAUAGACAUGCCAAUAACCACCCCACCGCCAGAUACGUUGAGAUGCAUUCCAGAGUUUGUAUUGGAGAAUGUUGUUGUGUUGAUAACAAUGUCCCGCCGUACUGUGGGCGCUAUCACCGACGACGCGGACAUGGCCGGGUUAUUACAACCCGCCCUCACACUUGUAUUGACAUUCAUGGGUGAUUCGACACGGACUUACAACCCUCAUCUGAGGGCACGUUUGGCUGAAUGUCUGGAAGCAAUGUUGCCAAAUCAUCCUGAUGAUCAACAACCACUCAGCAACAUCGCCUCCUUCUACAGGGAACAGUUGUUUAAGGAACAUCCACACAGACUUCAGCUGGUGACAUGUCUUCUGGAUGUUUUCGUCGGCAUUGAGAUGACCGGGCAGAGCGUUCAGUUCGAGCAGAAGUUUAACUAUCGCCGACCGAUGUACCUUGUCAUGGACUUCCUGUGGGGCAUAGAGGAGCAUAGAGAGGCCUUCACACGUCUCGCAAGAGAAGCUGAGGCGAAUAUGGAAGCUGUUCAUCCACCGAUUUUCCUUCGUUUCGUGAAUCUAUUAAUGAACGACGCUAUCUUCCUACUGGACGAGGCCCUUGGAAAUAUGGCUCAGUUAAGGAACAUGCAAACGGCACAAGAAACCGGCAGAUGGCUGAACCUAUCAAGCGCUGAACGUGAGCAGAAUUUAGCCAACAUGUCCCAUACUGGUAUGCUAGCGAGGUUCGAUAACAUACUUGGGCGGGACACUGUACGCACGCUCGUCAAACUAACAUCACACGCCCCAUACGUGUUCUGUCAUCCGACGCUGGUUGAACGCAUCGCAUCCAUGCUGAACUACGUCCUCCUACAUCUAGUCGGACCAAAUAAGAAGAACUUUAAGGUGAAAGACAUGAAGGACUACGAGUUCGAACCUGCGAACACUGUGCUGGACAUCUGUCGUAUGUACGUGCAGCUCGGCAGUAACGAGAGGUUCUGUGCCGCCGUGUCAGAUGAUGGAAGGUCAUACUCGCCUCAGCUGUUCAAAUUGGCUGAAGAUGUUCUAGUACGCAUCGGCGGUGGAGGUCUCAUAGCAUCUCUCCAGGAAGUGGCAUCCCAUGUAAGCAUACUAGCUGAACAACGUCAACGUGAUGAAGAGAUCCUCGCCAAUGCUCCCGAGGAAUUCCUGGAUCCCAUAAUGAGCACCAUAAUGAGGGAUCCCGUCAUCUUGCCCAGCUCAAGGACAACAGUCGACAGAACCACCAUAGCCAGGCAUCUCCUAAGCGAUCAAACAGACCCUUUCAAUCGAUCUCCGCUGUCAAUGGAUCAAGUGAAAUCUAACACGGAACUUAAGGAGCGUAUAGAAGCGUGGAUUGCAGAACAGAAACAAAAUAUUACGAAACCUGAUACUGCUAUGUAAAAUCAUUUAAACAAUACCAAUUUACAUUUCUAGUCACUUCGGUCACAUAUAAAAUGAUUAAUUUAAAGUCAUAGUGUUGCCAUUACAAUAAAUUCUCUUUAGUUUCCAUUUAUUGUUAUUGAAUUUAAUUCUUUAUCACUAUAGUGAUAUUUUAAAUUUUAUAUGGAAUUAUUUCAUAUAAUUUUUGAAUACUAUUUGCUCAAUUACCUAACAAGCGUUCAGUUAAAAGUUGUCAACUGCUUCUGCUUCGUUAUACUUACCAAUACAUUAAUAGAUUCGGGAUGGAAGCUAUAACAUCCACUUAAUAGGGAAACAUGAAACACAAUACUUAAUAUUGAAUGUAUCAUGCAAAUUACAUAAUGAAAAGUUAUCAAAAUUGUUGAAAUUUGAAUUAUAACUAUAGAUUACACUUCUCUUAGUACAUACAUAAUAUUCAUACAAAAAAUCGGUAGCUAUAUAUUAUUAUUAAACUCUAAAAGAAUAUAAGGAUGUUAUGUGAAGCUGAAGAGAAUAUGAUUUGACCUCAAUUUCCUACCUAAACUUAGACAUCAUUGCAUUCCUUAUAUAAUAACGUCUCUAUAUGUGACCAGAAGUGAACUUCAGUAAUCAUAUAAUAUUCUCGUCAUGUAAUCAUAGAUAUAUAGUUUUCAAUCUCAAUGUGGUGUUAGGAUUAUAAUAGCAUAUAAUAAUAAUUAAUUUUAUCCCCCAACUGCCAACAUGACUAUUUGAAAUGGCUUUAAAAAAACUUAUUUGCAUUUUGAAAUUGGAAUUUCGUUUUCAUUCCUUAACUAGAUUGGAUCGUCUGAAAGAUAGGAGGAUUUUGUUGUGUUUAUAUAGAUUCCCUUUUAAAAAAUCUACCUUUAAUGUAUUACAUUGUGUAAUUUAAAAAAAAGUAUACCGAAUAGGUCUCAUAUUGUAGGAUCCAUGUGUCGUGAUUUCUUGGUAACGCGAUCCAAAUGAUAAAUAUAUAGUGUUUAUGAUAUAGUUUAAAAAUAAUUAUAAUAAGAUGUUUUACAGUAGUUUUUCGGAAACCCGCCUCUCACUUAUAUGGCCUGGGAAUAAAUUAAGAAACUUGUGAUUUAUUUAUUUUAAUGUAUUGCUGACAUUUCAUCCUCGUUUUAUGGCAUUUAAUUUUAAAAUAAGGCAUCACCGAUAAAACGUUAAUUCAUAAAUGUAAGACAUCGAUGUUUCUUUUUCUAAUUUUAUGUACAAAUGUUCACUUAAUAAUGACAAUUAUUUUUGUUGCAAUUUUAUAAAUAAACUGGGUGAAAUGUUAUUAUAUUAUUUACAAGAUGUGAGAAAUUUUAAUUUGGUUGUUCGCUUUACAUUUUUGUUAUAAGUUUAUUUAAAGAAACACUGUUCAAUAAAUAAAGCAUAUAUUAAAUUAAUUAAA
Messenger RNA from Danaus plexippus (monarch butterfly), 4681 nucleotides. It is a transcript of the gene Ube4A, whose product is annotated as ubiquitin conjugation factor E4 A. NCBI's taxonomy places the organism in Eukaryota, Metazoa, Arthropoda, Insecta, Lepidoptera, Nymphalidae. The transcript is spliced from 16 exons. Gene Ontology annotation, molecular function: ubiquitin-ubiquitin ligase activity. Gene Ontology annotation, biological process: protein polyubiquitination. Gene Ontology annotation, cellular component: ubiquitin ligase complex; nucleus; cytoplasm. Bases 208 to 3288 code for a protein of 1026 amino acids. The record is from RefSeq and is a predicted model, not a curated record.